GCCACCAGUACUUCCGGGUUCCGUCAUUUCAUUCUCCCGCCGAUCAGCGCUGCGAACUGACUCGGUUCUAUAAGCAAGCCAGCAGUCAACCUGACAACACUCGCUGACACUCACUCACAUCAGACCGCCAGACAGACGAGCUACCCACAAGGAAAAGAGAAGAUCACAACGGCAGAGUCUUCAUUUAAAUUGCCUUUUCUUUUUUUUCCACGGUAUUAAUUAUAAGAUAGCGACCUAAAGACAGAGGGAGAAACGGGAGCUGUUGGAAGAAAAUCGGGCUUAAAGAUUCAUCCUCGCAUGAACAUCAUCACCAACCAUCAUUCAUUCAUUACAUUGACAAGCCCUGGUUCAGAUUGACAGCUGGAGUGGCAAAAAGCCAUGGGACACGACAGUUUAGUUACAUGCCGGUUGUUGAUGGGCCGAUUGUGACCUUUGGUGUUUUGUGCUUUUACAUUGUUUUUUAAUUUCUUUUUUUUUUUUGGGGGGGGGAGAAGCGGAAAAAAACACCCCCGAAAAGCCCAGCGAAACUCUUGGUGUUGAUUGUUCUUAACCAAAGCGGAUAAUAUGAGAAUUCUCUAAGUUGGCUGCAAAAGGGAUCCUACGAUUAUACCACUUUCUGAGCGGACUGGGAUAUUGAAUAGGCGGCACAUACCGGAGUUUAUUGGAGAGCAGCCUGAUGGCGCAAAGGUACGAUGAACUGGCCCAUUACGGUGGGAUGGACGGAGUCGGAGUCCCGACGUCAAUGUACGGGGACCCGCAUGCUCCUCGGCCGCUACCCCAAGUCCAUCACUUGAAUCACGGACCUCCACUCCAUGCCAGCCAGCAUUAUGGGGCACAUGCACCGCACAACGUAAUGCCCACUAGUAUGGGCUCGGCUGUCAACGAUGUUUUAAAGAGGGAUAAAGAUCAGAUUUACGGUCACCCGUUAUUCCCCCUGCUCGCCCUGGUGUUUGAGAAGUGCGAGCUGGCCACAUGCACGCCGCGGGAGCCUGGUGUAGCAGGCGGCGAUGUCUGUUCUUCGGACUCGUUCAACGAGGAUAUUGCAGUGUUUGCCAAACAGAUUCGGGCAGAAAAACCUUUAUUUUCUUCAAAUCCAGAGUUGGACAAUUUGAUGAUACAAGCCAUACAAGUAUUGCGAUUCCAUCUUUUAGAACUGGAAAAGGUGCACGAACUCUGCGAUAAUUUCUGCCACCGGUACAUUAGCUGUCUAAAAGGAAAAAUGCCCAUUGAUCUUGUCAUUGAUGACCGUGAUGGCAGCUCCAAGUCCGACCUUGACGACCUCUCAGGAUCUUCAACUAAUUUAGCUGAUCAUAACCCCGUUUCCUGGAGGGACCAUGAUGACGCCCACUCCACACACUCCGCUGGCACGCCGGGACCCUCCAGUGGUGGCCACGCCUCUCAGAGCGGGGACAAUAGCAGCGAGCUCGGAGACGGCUUGGACAACAGCGUGGCUUCCCCAGGGACAGGCGACGAGGACGACCCCGACAAGGACAAGAAGCGGCAGAAGAAGCGAGGCAUCUUCCCCAAGGUGGCCACCAACAUCAUGCGGGCAUGGCUGUUCCAGCACCUCACACACCCGUACCCUUCUGAAGAACAGAAGAAACAGCUCGCCCAAGACACGGGACUCACUAUAUUACAAGUCAACAACUGGUUCAUCAACGCGAGAAGAAGGAUAGUGCAGCCCAUGAUCGAUCAGUCGAACAGAGCAGGUUUUCUUCUUGAUCCUUCAGUGAGCCAGGGAGCGGCCUACAGUCCCGAGGGUCAGCCCAUGGGCAGCUUCGUGCUGGAUGGUCAGCAGCACAUGGGGAUCCGGCCAGCUGGGCCAAUGGGAGGAAUGGGCAUGAAUAUGGGCAUGGACGGGCAAUGGCACUACAUGUAAGGUGCAUCCUGCGAAGCCAACACAAACACAGCAGGAAGUUCACGAGGCCUGUCAGGGGCACUCUUUACCUCAGAGUGGUCCUGUGGGUAUGGACGAGGCACUGCCGAAUUACACCCAUCCCCUGUUAUGAUACAGAAGUCCCCCCCACGUCUGAUCCAUCCCAACCCCAGCCCCGUCCCCACCCAAUAACGCCCACCUCCAGGAGGACCCCGCCUACACCAUACCUGCACAGAGCCUGGCUAUCUUCAUUCCCGUCAACCCCUGGCACCGAAUGGCGUUCCCACAUCAAGAAAAAAAACAACAAAGAAAAAAAACAAUAAAAAGUUAAUCAUAAUUGGACAUAGGGAAUCUAGAGAAACUGUGAUUAUUUUUGUCACGUCCUUUUUUUGUUCCCGUUUUUAACAGCAACAGAGGACCAAUCAGACUUUAAGUUUUGGGCUUUUGCUAAAAAAAAUAGAUGAUCUUACAUCUUCUGUUACAGAUGCAAAGGCGCGUCCACGCUACACACGUGCACACACAAACGCAUGCACGGACACACACUCGUACGCACACCGUUUCUCAAGUGACACCAUCAUUUUUACAGCAAUCACUUCGGAGUAUGUAUUUAAACGAACGUAAUACGAUGAAAAAAAAAAAGAUUUCAGAGGCUCCAAGAGUUAUAACUACUGUAGUGUAAAAUAGAAAAUCAGAGUUUAAACUUGUGCAUUUUUUUCCUUGGAUCGCUCAACUCAUUUCCUGCGCUAGUUUUAGAAUAAGAGUCCAUCCCCAUUUUCCAUACUGUAUGUUCAUCGCUGAAGAGAGACUGUCUUCGUGCAGCUAAAUGGACAGAACCCCCAGCAUGACUUUGACUGCCCAGAACAAAGUGAGUAGGAGACCCGGACCUGGAUCUGAGGGAACAUCUGGAUGCGGCUGCCAUGUAAGCCCCCAUAUCCCACCCCCCCCACCCAAAAAAAAAAAAAAACAUCUGAAAGCGGUUCGCCAGCCUCUCCUCCUCCGACGAACAUUGCUCUGUUGGUAAAACUGUCGUUCUGACUUUCCCAAGCACUGGAUCGACUUGGUUUCACCGAUAUUAUUUUUUAUUAUUUUUACACUUUUCGUCAUAUUUCAUUGCCCGUUAUUUUUUACAACCGGGACUCUGGCUGAUAGAGCCUGAUGCUCACUGGAAGCUCGACGGUGGAAUAACAGCAACGCGCGAUAGUUGUUGCCUCUGGAUCCGCACAGACGACGCUGAGCGGUGCUGGAUUCUUUGGCAUGGAGGAAACUAUUGAUUGCUGAUGCACCAAAGACCUAAAAGGAAAAAAGGACUUAAAUUAUGAACUCGACGCUAAGGGAUGAGCAGAGAGAGCAUUGUAAUAAACUUCGUACAGAGCUCAGUCUAUUCAUUGUUUCUUGUUAGAUAUUCUAUGUGUUUUACCUCAAUUGAAAAAAAAAGAAUGUUUUUGCUAGUUUCAGAUCUGCUGUGACAUUGAUAUUGUAUGUCUAUGAAUCCUUCCUUUUUCAGCACGUGUUCCUCACUAGAAAAGAAAAAAAAGCUGUCUCCCGUAAGCUUUGUCAAAUAUGACAUUCAUACUUGUAUGAGGACUGUGACGUUAUGUUUAAAGAUGUUGAGUCACAAAUGCUGUAAUAAAUAAUUCAUUUUUGAUAUUUGUUAGAUGUUUGUCUGUUUAAGUAUUGAUUACAAAUUUUGCUUUCUCCCUAUAUGACUGUUCCAUGCGAUGGUGGAAGAUUAUUAUUAUUAUUAUUAUUAUUAUUAUUAUUAUUAUUGGAUUGCUGUGUUCAUGUAUAUAUUUAUUUAUUACCCAAGUGUAAAAGGUUGAUUAUAAAUUUUUAAAGGAA
Molecule: messenger RNA, 3715 nt
Organism: Brienomyrus brachyistius
Lineage: Eukaryota; Metazoa; Chordata; Actinopteri; Osteoglossiformes; Mormyridae
Gene: meis2b
Product: Meis homeobox 2b
Exons: 13
Coding region: 677-1879 (400 amino acids)
Biological process (GO): positive regulation of transcription by RNA polymerase II; animal organ morphogenesis; brain development
Molecular function (GO): DNA-binding transcription activator activity, RNA polymerase II-specific; RNA polymerase II cis-regulatory region sequence-specific DNA binding
Source: RefSeq, a predicted model, not a curated record